Messenger RNA from Cylindrotheca closterium, 543 nucleotides. NCBI's taxonomy places the organism in Eukaryota, Bacillariophyta, Bacillariophyceae, Bacillariales, Bacillariaceae. The record is from the annotation of a GenBank genome assembly.
AUGCUGCCAUUUCGACGAAUUCCCAAACUGAUGCUAGAACACAUGAUUCGAAAUGCAGUGUUCUGGCUCAACGCUUUCCCAGCAUUGGAUGGGGUUUCUGACACGCUUUCGCCUAAAUACAUUGUAACCGGAAGAAAUGUAAAAAUGAAACUCCAUGUCCGCACCGAAUUUGGCGCAUACGUCCAAACUCAUGAGGAACAUUCCAAUGAUAUGCGUGCACGCACGCUGGGCGCCAUAUGCCUUGGGCCCACCGGUGCAGCACAAGGCUCACACUAUUUCAUGAGCAUUGCAACCGGCAAGCGCAUCACAAGGCAACACUGGACACCACUACCCAUGCCUACUGAUGUCAUUGGAGCCGUCAGCAACAGUGGACUACAACAGGGCAUGCCCACUACACUGACAUUUGCAGACCGGAAUGGAAUGGAGCUUAUCGUCACAAGGUGUCCUUACAUCCACUUGAUCCUCCAUUCAACUUCAGAGGUGGUUCUUGACGCAAUGGGCGAUGCAAGUAUAUCAUCCAUUAGACUUGACAAAACGGCAUAA